Molecule: messenger RNA, 1153 nt
Organism: Manihot esculenta (cassava)
Lineage: Eukaryota; Viridiplantae; Streptophyta; Magnoliopsida; Malpighiales; Euphorbiaceae
Product: surfeit locus protein 2
Exons: 5
Coding region: 106-840 (244 amino acids)
Source: RefSeq, a predicted model, not a curated record
ACGCUAGGGCAUGAAACAACGUCGUUUGACGGUCUGCUCGUAUAAAUUGUAUGAACACAAAAAUUGUCCUCCUCUUCUCUCUCUUCCGGCAACUUUUCUGUUACAAUGGCGAUGGCUGAAGAAGGGAAGAAGGGAGGAAGGGAAGGGAAUAAUUUGCUAGGCUCACCAACCUUUACAGAGCUCGAAAAUGGCAGGUUGAAGUGCGUAGAGACGGGGCACGAGAUGCUAACCAAAGACAGUGAAUCAUAUUCGCAGAGUAAACGAUGCCGUUUGGGUCUCAUCGACUUUGCUUUGGCUCAUAAUAAGUCCCCUCUCAAUAUGUUCAAGCAAGACCCUCUCUGCCGUUCAAAGUUGAUAUGUAAGCUGACAGGGGAUACUGUAAAUAAGUCUGAGGAACAUAUCUGGAAGCACAUCAAUGGCAAACGGUUCCUUAACAAAUUAGAGCAAAAGGAAAUGGGGACAGUUGAGGACAAGCAACAGGAACAAUUGAAGUCUAGCACAGAUGGGCAGAAGAAGAAGAAGAAGAAGAAAAAGAAGGAAAAGGACGAAAAGCAGGUUCAGGAAAUAAUUUCUGAAGUAAGGAAUUCUUCCGAUAAGAACAGUGAUUCUGAAGAAGAAGACUUUUGGAUGCCACCUGUGGGAGAUCGCUGGGACUUUGAUGAUGGAGGAGAUAGAUGGGGUUCUGAGGGAGAGUCAGGGCAGGAAAGUGGAGAAGCAAAUGAAACAGUUGAAGAGAACAGUAAGGAAUCAGAUGAACUCUCUAAGCGGACAAAGAGAAUGUCAAUCGAAAUUGGACCUAGUAGCUUUGCCUCUAGGAAGAAGAAGAAUAAGAAGAAGUGAAGAACUCCACAUGUUCAUUGCAACUGCAAGAACUUUCUAUAUGCACCAUUCGCAGUGUCAAAAAGGAUGUCAGGGACUCUGAGAAUAUAAGAUAUUGAGUUGGAAAUGUUUCCUGCAUGUUGACUAAAUUGUAGAAGACUAGUGUGAAUUUUUUUAUUUAAUUUUUUUUCCUCCUUGUUGGAAUUUUGCAAUAUGAAUAUUCGUAGCAUCUUCUUUGGGCUGAUAAAGGUAUAUUUCGCUGCCUUCAUCAUGUGAGAGAUAGGGUGUGCUCCGGUUCUAAAUUUUGAUAGAGAUCAUUCUACCAUUAACUUUC